AUGGGGAACUGCCUGAGACACGACAAUGGCCUUGCUGGAAAGAGAGAGGACUAUAUCAAACCCGAGCUUCCGGUUGAGUUAUUGGAAGAAGGUAACGUGAGUACUAGUGAGGAAGAAGAACGUGAACGAUCAAUGGAAGGAGAGUAUAAGAUGGUGAGGAUUAAAGUGGUGGUGAGGAACCUAGACAAAUUUUGGGUCAGAAUAAAGAUAGUGGCAGAAACAUCUCCAGGGCUUGUGAAGAAGAAGAAAAAGAAAUAG
Molecule: messenger RNA, 258 nt
Organism: Eruca vesicaria subsp. sativa (arugula)
Lineage: Eukaryota; Viridiplantae; Streptophyta; Magnoliopsida; Brassicales; Brassicaceae
Source: the annotation of a GenBank genome assembly